Messenger RNA from Boeremia exigua, 1847 nucleotides. RefSeq names its product major facilitator superfamily domain-containing protein. Gene Ontology annotation, molecular function: transmembrane transporter activity. Gene Ontology annotation, biological process: transmembrane transport. The transcript is spliced from 4 exons. NCBI's taxonomy places the organism in Eukaryota, Fungi, Ascomycota, Dothideomycetes, Pleosporales, Didymellaceae. The record is from RefSeq and is a predicted model, not a curated record. Bases 67 to 1629 code for a protein of 520 amino acids.
CCUUUCCUUCACCCUAUCACUAUAUCUCUAGCGCUCUGAUAUUGGUUUCUUCUUAUCAGAGCUGCCAUGGAAAUCGGAGAGAGCUCUGGCGCUGAGGCUGCCGUGGUGCGGCGUCCCUCUAUGAAGGCCUCUUAUCGGUCGCUUCCUCACAAAAGUCAAUUGCUUAUCCUUAUGCUAGCUCGAUUCACUGACUCUCUAGCGACGUCUUCCAUUCAUGCAUACAUGUUUUUUCAACUUCAGUAUUUGAGCCCUAGUGCACCGAUAGCGACCAUAACAACGCAAUGUGGUUUCUUGAUCGGCUGCAGGACCGGUGUGCACGUAUGCACGGGUCUUGUUUGGGGGAGGCUAGCCGACCGCGUCUUCGCAAGUAGGAAGGUCGUGUUGGUACUUGGUCUGGUGGCUUCGAGUGUGGCGACUUUUGGUUACGGUUUCUCAAGAACCUUUUAUGAGGCAAUCGCCUGGCAGACACUUGACGGUGCUUUGAAUGCAACGGUGGCGAUGGUGAGAUGCAUGACCGCGGCGUUGAAUCCAGAGAAACAAUUCCGUGUGCGGGCUUUCACACUCCUUCCAUUGUUCGCGAAUAUUGGGUCUAUGCUAGGCCCUCUACUAGGAGGUUUCUUGGUACGUACCGAAACGCAUCAAAGCCGGGCUGCUGGCUAUCCUUACGCCUUGCCAAACAUAUGCAUUGCUAUUAUUCAGGCAUUGAUAGCGAUUGCAGCCAUUCUUCUCUUGACCGAUACUUCUUGCCAACCAAACCCGGACUGUAGCAGAAACGCUGAUGUACAUGUGUCCGUCACGACAGCAAGAUCUGCCGGAACCUCUGAGCACCCAUGUAACAAAGAUGUCAGCGAGACUACUGGUCUUUUGCAGAAAGCCCCCAGGAGUGAUAUUCCUGAAGAAACACAGGAAAGCAACAAUCUAAGAUUUCUGUCGUUAAAGACGAUUUGGCAGCCAAAUGUCAUGAGCACCAUGACUGCACAUUUUAUCAUUUCUGGUCAUCUGGGAACUUUCGCUACCCUCUGGGCCAUGCUGCUUAGCUUACCGACUGCAUCUUCCAGAGCAGUGCAUCUACCGUUCAAGUUCUCAGGAGGCCUAGGACUUCAGCCUCACACAGUAGGCAUUGCCAUGUCCAUAUUUUCUUUUACAAGCAUCGUCUUGCAAAUAGUUGUGUACCCAAGCCUCCAGGCGAGGUGGGGCACAAUACAGGUGUGGAGAGCGGCGCUCUGUCUGUUCCCCUUCGUUUACUUUGCGGCGCCUUUUUGUGCGCUUGUACCUUCACUUGGGAAGGACUCGAAUGGCGCAGUCACUGGAGCCUAUCUUGUGCUCGAGUGGUCUGAGUUACUGGGCGUACUUCUCCUCUUUGCUGUCGGUCGGACGGGGGUAGUACCCGCCACUAGUCUGCUGAUCAACGAAUGUACGCCUCACCCUAGCGUGCGUGGGACUGUCCACGCCACAGGUGUGAUCUGCAGCAACCUCAGUAGGUGUGUGUUCCCCCCAACGGCGUUAGCGGUCAUGGGGAUUGGAUUGCGAGUCGGUAUUGUAGGGCUGGGCUUCUGGUCCGUGGCAGUAUUGGCAAUCGCAAGCAUCGCGGUCAGUCUUCGGGUCUGUGAAGGUACCAACGGGGAGUAGCUCUGCAUGAAGGCCUGUCCCAGACUUUACCCCAGCUAGGUUCCAGGAGCUCUUUCCAGUCGACGCUACCACACUUCUAAAAGCAGCAGACGGUCAAAUGCCAAGUAAUCGAAGGCGAUCCUAAGUUAGAGUUCGUGCUUUGGUCAACAGUUGAUGGUAUCGAGUGCGAACCACGUCGUGAGAAUGGCGAAAAACGAAAGAAUUUGCUGGAUUAUGAC